UACGUGGUUUCUACUCUGACAUGUAGUUUUAACUAUGAGGUAUUAUAUAGACAAGUGUGCCUCAUUUUAGAUCUUGUUCUAAUAAUGAACUCAGCAGAGGUGAACUCUUAAUGCUUGUUGAGGAUGAUUGAUCGGUGGAAACAGGAUACACCUGAUUUUCUGUGACAUGACCACGGCUCAUGCUGAGUUCUGAAGAUUGGAGCUGUUCCCUGUUCAACCCUUGUGUUGAGACACUAAAACUACAAACAGAUGAAGGCAGGCAGAUGAAGCAUGAUGGCAAAACAUGGGAGUCAGAUCAUCUCCUGCCUCUCCCCGCCCUCCUCUCAUCCCCAGGAAGGGCUGGGCCAAACGGUAGGUGGUGCAGAAGAGAAGCCUGGAAGUGGGAUUUCCAAAUCUUUGGCUUUCUGACUCUUCACUGGACAAGCAUGGAGAAGCAAUACAUCCCAAAUAUAAACUUAGGCGUUAUAGCAGUAGCAUCUCAAGGCUUUUCUCACUGAAUAAAGAUCCACGGAACAAAGCAGCACUCCAAUCAGAUGACUCAAAAGAGGAGAAAAAAAAACCCUUCUUAAUCUCCCGAUCCCACGUUCAACAACUGGAACAAUGCGCCUCGUCCGAGGCAAAAGUCAAAGUUGAUUUCGAGACAUGGAGGUCCUUCUGUUUUUCAUCACAAACUUACUGGCAGAUGAAACUUGAUGUCAAUAUGGGGUCAAAUAUCCCAUAAAUGUUUUACUAGCUUGACUUCUGUCAGCAUGUCAAUACAGCAUAGAUGACUUUCCCUUCAAAGAGAGAAAACUGGGAACUGGUUUGGUGUCAUGAUGUAGCUGCUGGAUGUGACUUACAUGUGGCUUUUGAUCUAAAACAGGUUGACCAAAAUCAGUAUGGAAGGGAGGUCAUCUGCUUUGAUUUGGAUAUAUAAUAACACUACGGAGGAAUUGAACACUUCAUUCAGAAACAGCACAACAAGUGAAAACUAUGAAAAAUACCAGUUUUACAUGAUUGGCCUCUUCUUAUCCUGCCUGUACACUAUCCUUCUCUUUCCAAUUGGAUUUAUUGGAAACAUCCUGAUUUUGGUGGUAAACCUGACCCACAGAGAGAAGAUGACCAUUCCUGAUCUCUACUUUGUGAAUUUGGCUGUGGCUGACCUCAUCCUGGUGGCAGAUUCCCUCAUUGAGGUUUUUAACCUAAAUGAAAAAUACUACGACUACGCCAUCCUCUGCACCUUCAUGUCCCUCUUCCUCCAGAUCAACAUGUACAGCAGUAUCUUCUUCCUAACUUGGAUGAGCUUUGACAGAUACAUCGCCUUGGCCAGCUCCAUGAGCAGCUGCCCAUUGAGAACUAUGCAGCAUGCCAAGGUGAGCUGUGGUCUCAUCUGGAUGGCCUCUAUCUUUGCCACCCUUCUACCUUUCACAAUAGUACAGACUCAACACAGGGGUGAGGUGCAUUUUUGCUUCGCCAAUGUCUUUGAGAUCCAGUGGCUGGAGGUGACCAUUGGCUUUUUGCUCCCCUUCUCCAUUAUCGGUCUAUGCUACUCCCUGAUUGUUCGAAUCCUCAUGAGAGCCCAGAAGCACCGUGGGUUGUGGCCCCGGCGGCAGAAAGCUCUGCGGAUGAUUGUGGUGGUGGUUCUGGUGUUCUUCAUCUGCUGGUUACCAGAAAAUGUCUUCAUUAGCAUCCAGCUGCUGCAGGGAACAGCCAACCCAUCGAAGAGGACUGCUACCACCCUGUGGCACAACUACCCGCUCACAGGUCACAUUGUUAACCUGGCGGCAUUCUCCAACAGUUGCCUCAACCCCAUUAUCUACAGCUUUCUCGGAGAAACCUUCAGGGACAAGUUGCGUCUCUUUGUCAAGCAGAAGGCCGGUUGGUCAGUAGUGAAUCGCUUUUGCCACCACAGCCUUGAUUUACACCUCUCUGUCAGGGACAAAGUUUCAGAAGUGUGAUUGAAAUAACUAGGACAGUUUUUAAAUAAACUUACUCUAUAAAAUUUUUCAUAUUCCAGUCAGAUAGUUAUUCUCUUUUAGAGUUACUCAGCUUCAUCCGGUUGCGCCUUAGAUAAUUUGCUUGCUUUAUGAACAAAAAAACCCCCUCUCAAGUAGGAAUAAAAAGACGAGUUUGUGUGUGUUCUUAAGAAGAUAAGCUAUGAGUGUGUUGAAGUGUUUCUUUUUGACUUAAAGUUGGUUUCCUUUCAAGAAUUGCUGUGGCAAAGAUAAAGGGAACUGAUUUCUAACAACAAAGAGGGAAGCUUUUGCUCAGGAUAAGUAAAAAUAAGGUGUUGUAUGUUGCUAUCCAACAUACAAACCUCCCUGAACAUUUCCUGUACCAUCACCUGUAAGAAAUCAGAGGCUCUUUCAAGGCCGUCUCAUAGAGGAAAUGUUCCAUCACACUGAAUCUAAUCAGGUUAUCUAUUUGAGCUACUGGAGCUGGAAGGGUCAUUUCAAUUACCAAAACCACAUUUCCCUUCCAGUAUAUAAAGUAAAAAUGGCCUUUAGCAAGAAGCUUACACAUGUGUACCAUGAAUCCGUGAAUUAUGAGUAUGCAGCCUUACAAACGCAGAACAGUCAAAGACACAGCAAAUAUAAUCUGUAUUGUCUAUGCGUCUGUCUUAUACAAUAUUCUAACUCUGUUUUGUUGAGCAGAAUAUCAUCAUAUAGUCAAACUUUGCCUAGAUUAUUCCAAAUAAACAUUCACAUCCCUGACUUGUUCCCACUUUUCGAGAAAUAUCUGCCUAAACACCUUAAAACAAUGUUUUGUAUGCUCUGUUGGUUAUCACCUUUAUUUUAUUACUAUUUAUAGAAAAUUUUAAUCACUGUCACGUUUUGAGAUGACGUAACCCUUGAUGACCUUAAUAAAUUUUGACCGCAUUG
Messenger RNA from Xiphophorus couchianus (Monterrey platyfish), 2861 nucleotides. It is a transcript of the gene gper1, whose product is annotated as G protein-coupled estrogen receptor 1. The transcript is spliced from 3 exons. The record is from RefSeq and is a predicted model, not a curated record. Lineage: Eukaryota; Metazoa; Chordata; Actinopteri; Cyprinodontiformes; Poeciliidae. Gene Ontology annotation, biological process: G protein-coupled receptor signaling pathway; cellular response to estradiol stimulus. Bases 879 to 1937 code for a protein of 352 amino acids. Gene Ontology annotation, molecular function: nuclear estrogen receptor activity; G protein-coupled receptor activity. Gene Ontology annotation, cellular component: membrane.